CCAACGAACUUCUCAACCCAUCACUCAAGCUUUCCAUCUACUGUUACACGGGGGCUUCGCAUGGGCACUCGCGGGUACUACGUCUACCGCUAUCGAAACAUGUACUUUGCCUACUACAGACAUUGCGAUUCUUAUCCGGACGUCCUUGGCGUAGACAUGGUUGGGUCUAUGCGGUCUCCCCGUGCCAUCACAAGUAAGCGGGAGGAGUUGACACGGAUGUUGGACAAGAGGAAAAACACUCGGCAAUCUGAAAAAUUCACUAUUUCAAGCAGACGGCCACAACUUGAAUAUGGCAGCUUGAUCAGGUGGAUUUAUGAGAUCGACCUUGAUCGCAACAUUUUUCACAUUAACGGCAUACCAUUCUUCAACUUGGAAUGCCUUCCGACCCCGAAGACUUUCCUCAAAUACAUCCCCGAAGGACAUUACGACAAUUAUGGCCGCAUAGCUUGCACACCAGGGUGUCUUCCUAAGCACAAGUACAACCUGCCAGCGCCGCCAGUUGUAGAUCAUUCCGACCUCGCGAGGUAUCAGGCAUGCACAGGCACUGACAUGGCUUUGAGCGACCUGCUCGCCAUCAGCGAGGUUCUGUCCCCAGAUGAGCAGGUUCGGGUUUCAUUAUUAGAGGUAACGAUUGGGCAUUGCAUGGUUCAAGUCGAUCCUCGUGAUCGCACAUUCAUUUGCCAGUUAAUUUACGACUUCGAGCUCAUGCCUCAUCACAAUCAACUAAAGGACAGAGAAUGGUCGGGCGCAUGCUCCAUGGCCAGCUUUGCCUUUGUUCCUCAAUUGUUUGACGGGCCGUCCAUUCGCCACCCCUCCUUGAGUAGGGAGGAGUUUACAUGGGUUCGCGAAGACACCGUUGUUUGCAUCGCAACCCAUCUAGAUGACGAGAGAUGCCUGCAGGCCUCCAUCUCACGCCUUAUCACCGCAAUCUCGGAGCAGAAGGAUGUUCCAGGUGAUUACUUUGGGGUCGCAUUCUCCAUUUACCAUUGUGCAAUCGUCAAGGUUGUGAAAGAUGCAAACACGACGACGUUCAGUCACACGCAGACCCUCCAGUUUUUGCCAUCAAAUUUCGCAGAAUCUCCUUCUACGCCGGGCAUCACUGCUCUUGCUCGCCUUGCCCAUCGCGUCGACCCUGCACUCUUUGUGCGUGCUAUGGAGAUCUGUCGUCGGCCCGGUUCAACGACGGACAAGGAGAACGAACUCGCUCAGGAAGGCAAUGAUGCACCCAAUGUUAAUUGUGCAGCGCUGCCUUCUGAGCUUUGGCGAGAGAUCGCUCUUCAUCUUGAUCUUCAAGACGUCCUCACCCUGGGGUUAAUUUCGAAGCUAUGCCGUGAAGCAGCCUCAAUGGUACUCCGCUAUCCCCACGUCUGUGGUCAUCGUUUGGUCGCUGUCUCCAAAGAGACACCAAGCAGUAUACUACGAAGCCACCGCUUUCUGCAUGCUGCAUCGUUUGCUGCUGCACGAGCAGGGGUUCCUACUGAUGUUCUUGUCGGAUGGGGGGUUGGCGAAAGUGAGAUUAUGAACUUCCCGAUUGAUGGGAAUAGGUUGAGAGUGUGCCUCUCGGACAGUCACGCAGGAGGGGAGGAAAGCGUGGUUGAAAUUGGGGACGACAGCAACUUUGACGAAGACGAAGACGAUUUCGGCGAUAACUAGUACUCCGGUGUUUAGUGGAACUUUUGACCGUUCGCCGUGCGGGUGCCAUGAUCCAUCUUGUUGAUUCAGUUGAAGUCCAACCUCUGAGAUUUUAAUUCACGGCCCUGUUCUAGUCGCGAUGAUCAGUGGACACCAUGUUGAAUUGUUGCACGUCAGAUAAAAUGUGUCAAGGACGUCUCAGCAAGAUGAAACGGCGCGCCCAAGGUCCUGCACAUCAAAGUUUGAAUGGUAGUUAACUAGCCCAGCAGAUUGACAACAUUAAAGUUCUGAGUCUUGGCGUCAAUGUUUGGUCGAAUUUGAUGAGUUCGUCAUCACGUGCGAAGGCAAAAUGUCGUG
Suillus clintonianus is the source of this 1989-nucleotide messenger RNA. RefSeq lists its product as uncharacterized. The transcript is spliced from 3 exons. NCBI's taxonomy places the organism in Eukaryota, Fungi, Basidiomycota, Agaricomycetes, Boletales, Suillaceae. Bases 61 to 1653 code for a protein of 530 amino acids. The record is from RefSeq and is a predicted model, not a curated record. Gene Ontology annotation, molecular function: protein binding.